GACGCCACGAGGCGACCGACAAGCAAGCGAUGCGAUCGAUGCUCGUCGCCGUCGUCGCGGUCCUCUCAGCGCUGACGUCGGCGCUUGUCGUCCAAGAGCCAUGCUGUGCGACGUUGCGCCACAUCCACGCCCGGUUUGGCCGACGCGUCGGCAACACAGACGAGUACAGCGGCCUCGAGCUCGUGGCAGCGCGGCCACUCGACGGCUGCCGGCCGCUGCGGCAGGACCUUACGGGUAAAGUCGCGUUGGUGCAGCGAGGCGGCUGCAACUUUGCGUUCAAGAUUCUGCAAGCGCAGCGUGCGCACGCCAAAGCCGUCAUCGUCAUGGACAACUACCCUCGCCCGCGCAACGAGUCGUGGGCGAUUCGCAUGGUGCCCGACAACGGCAACUCGACCAGCGUCGUUGUACCAAGCGUCUUUGUCUCGCACGAGACCGGCGACCGCCUCUUGGGGACGCUGCAGCUCAUGCGCGAGUAUGGCGGCGUCGUCCGCGUCGCGCUCAACCGCACGGGUGAAAUCUUGCCGCUCGCUACAGCCCCCGCGAUCCAGUACCAAGAAAGCCUCGAGACCAUGGCGCUCUACCUCGUCCUUGCGCUGGUCGGGAUCGCCGUCGUCCAUUGGCUGCAGCGCACGUAGCUCGUAGCAUAGAACCUCGCUUGGCAUGGACUCCAAAAGCUCGUAUUUACUCGGC
Molecule: messenger RNA, 690 nt
Organism: Saprolegnia parasitica CBS 223.65
Lineage: Eukaryota; Oomycota; Saprolegniomycetes; Saprolegniales; Saprolegniaceae
Exons: 7
Coding region: 30-635 (201 amino acids)
Source: RefSeq, a predicted model, not a curated record